AUGGCGCCGACGUGUUGCGUCGUGAAGUGCCAGCAUCGUCCACACGAACAAUCGGGGAAUAAAAAGGAUGGGGUGAGAUGUUUCUCCUUUCCAACGUGGAAGCAAAGCCAAGGAGCUGUGAUCUGUGAGCUAACAAAGAGACGCCGAAUGGCCUGGAUAGCAGCCGUGAGACGACCAAACAUCACUUUCAACACCAUCACCCAAGACUUGGUGGUGUGUUCACGGCAUUUUCACACUGGGAGACCAGCUAAUGAAAUGGAUGAAAGCCAUCCAGACUGGGCACCCUCAUUACAUCUCGGACACACGGAGGUGGAAGCUGGAGAUAACCAGAGACUACACAUAACAUUGGACCAGGAGGACGAGCGACUACGACAACAACCGGAAGCUGAUUGCGAGACUCAAGUUGUGCUCCACAUCGAAGACGUCCAGCAGCUGAUUGGUUGUCAAGAAGAAUGUCCCGCUCAGCCACAGUUAGGGAGCUCCACUUGGCAGCAGAAGGAGCAACAACUUGUUAAACAGGAAGAGGAGGAGCCAGAGCCCACCCACCUUAAAGAGGAAGAGGAGGAUCCCCAGCCCGGCUAUGUGAAAGAGGAAGAAGUCGAACUCUCCAUCACUCAGGAGGGAGGACAUCUUCUAGGGCCAGAGGAGGCUGAUCUCACCAGGUUGCCACUGACCGGUGUCUCCGUGAAGACCGAAGACCAUGAAGACAAACCACCUGAGUCCUCACAGCUUCAUCAUAGUCCAAGUGAGGAGAUGAGAGAGGCGGAGCCUUCAUGCAGCAGCUCACCGCAACACAUGACAACAGAAGCUGAUGGAGACCACUGUGGAGGAUCACAAGCAGACAACCUCUUAGCUCCACUGUCAGAUAGUGACGACGCAACGUCACGCUCUCCUCAAGAUGAAGAGACCGACUUCAUCCAAGAACCUUUGAGCAGCGAUACAGACUGUGAAGGGAGACCAGCUAAUGAAAUGGAUGAAAGCCAUCCAGACUGGGCACCCUCAUUACAUCUCGGACACACGGAGGUGGAAGCUGGAGAUAACCAGAGACUACACAUAACAUUGGACCAGGAGGACAAGCGACUACGACAACAACUGGAAGCUGUUGGAAAGACUCAAGUUGUGCUCCACAUUGAAGACAUCCAGCAGCUGAUUGGUGGCCAUGAAGCUUGUCUCCCUCAGCAGCAGGAGGAGCCACAGCCUGUGAAAGAGGAAGAGGAGGAGCCAGAGCCCGCCCACAUUAAAGAGGAAGAGGAUCCCCAGCCCCUCUGUGUUAAAGAUGAAGAAGUCGAACUCUCCAUCACUCAGGAAGGAGAGCAUCUUCUAGGGCCAGAGGAGGCUGAUCUCACCAGGUUGCCACUGACCGGUGUCUCUGUGAAGACCGAAGACCAUGAAGACAAACCACCUGAGUCCUCGCAGCUUCAUCAUAGUCCAAGUGAGGAGAUGAGAGAGGCGGAGCCUUCAUGCAGCAGCUCACCGCAACACAUGACAACAGAAGCUGAUGGAGACCACUGUGGAGGAUCACGAGCAGACAACCUCUUAGCUCCACUGUCAGAUAGCGACGACGCAACGUCACGCUCUCCUGAAGAUGAAGACGGCGACUCUGAAGGUGAUAUGACGACUCAGAAUGGCAACAAACGUUCUGAAUGCUCGAAAAAGAAGACGGGUAAAAAGCGGUUUAACUGUUCCGUUUGUGAUAAAGGUUUUUCUUGUAAGAGUUACUUGAUCCGACACAUGAGAACACACACAGGAGAAAAACUGUUUCGUUGCUCAGACUGUGGUAAAAGCUUCACUCGAAACUCAGAUUUGAAAACACACAUGAGAAUUCAUACAGGAGAAAAACCUUUCACUUGCUCCGAUUGCGGUAAAGGUUUCACUCAAAAAGCAAGUAUGCUAGUACACAUGAGGACACACACAGGAGAAAAACCUUUUACUUGCUCACAGUGCAGUAAAAGCUUCACUCAAAAGAUACAAAUGAUAUCACAUAUGAAGACGCACACAGGAGAAAAACCUUUUACUUGCUCCAAGUGCAGUAAAAGUUUCACCCAAAAGAUACAAAUGUUGUCACAUAUGAAAAUACACACAGGAGAGAAACCUUUUGUUUGCUCAGAGUGCGGUAAAAGCUUCACUCACAAAGCAAAUAUGGUAUCACACAUGAGAACACACACAGGAGAAAAACCUUUUAGUUGCUCAGACUGCGGUAAAAGCUUCACCGAAAAGGCCCAUAUGGUCAUACACAUUAGAACACACACGGGAGAAAAACCUUUUAGUUGCUUAUAUUGCGGCAAACGCUUCACUCAUAAAAUAAAUAUGGUUAUACACGUGAGGACGCACACGGGAGAAAAACCUUUCACUUGCUCAAACUGUUUUAAAAGCUUUACACAAAAGGCAUCUUUGGUAGCACAUAUGAGAACACACACAGGAGAAAAACCUUUCGCUUGCCCAGAUUGUGGCGCCACAUUUCAUUGGAAGUCGUCGUUGAAUAGUCACAUGCAGACUCACUGAUCAGAGGUGUCGAACUCGUGCAGUUUAGGGACGAGACUGCAGGAUUUCGGCCACUAAAGCAGGUGAGCUUCAUCACCGACGAGGAAGGAGGUCAUCAAUUCGAUCUGCAGAGGUCUGCCAUGUCUCCGUCCUCCAUGACGUGAUUUUGACUCCCGGUCUACAGUCUCAGGCCUCUGCUGACUUCGAGGGAGAGUCGGAGUACACCCUAGACUGGUCACCAGCCAAUCACAGGGCUGGAAAGUAGUGAUGUGUUUUACUGACGUGAGUUAGUAUGAGUGAGGACAAAGUGGCAUAGAAGAUGGAUGGAGUUAGUAGUGAGUCACUGAACACAUGAUUUGAUACAAUCGUAUGUAAUAAAAGGGAAUAAUGAUAUUGUUGAUAUUGUUUCAUUGUCUUUUAUUGUAUUACAUAUUUAUGAAUUGUUCAAAUAUUUUGUUUGCCUAAAAUGUGUGUCUGGUGUUUUUCCUCAUAAUCAUGAUCAACACAUUAAAAGACAACAUCAUUCCGUUUUAUUGGGAAUUUCAAAGAACACACACAGGA
Messenger RNA from Doryrhamphus excisus (bluestripe pipefish), 3042 nucleotides. NCBI's taxonomy places the organism in Eukaryota, Metazoa, Chordata, Actinopteri, Syngnathiformes, Syngnathidae. The record is from RefSeq and is a predicted model, not a curated record.